GAUGAGCACUGAGCAGUUGACUCGUUCUGAGGUGUUUGGUCAGCUUAGGAGGGAACUCUAUGGAGACAAGCCUUCCAGUCACUCUGACACACACAUCUUUAUCAUACUGGGUGCUUCGGGAGAUCUUGCAAAAAAGAAGAUUUACCCUACAUUAUGGUGGUUGUUCAGGGAUGGCCUGCUCCCAGAGGAGACCUACUUUGUGGGUUUUGCCCGCUCCAAGCUGACUGUAGAAGACAUCAGAUCUGCAUGUCUGCCACAUAUGAAGGUAACAGAUGAGGAGAGUGAAUGUCUCUCAGCCUUCUUUAGUAAGAACUCGUACCAGAGUGGUAGGUAUGAUGACGGCGAUACCUUCUCCCAGCUCAACGCUCAUCUGUCGUCGUUGCCAGGGGGCGCUGAUGCCCACCGACUGUUUUACUUAGCCCUACCACCCAGCGUCUACCACCACGUCACAGCAAACAUCAGCGCCCACUGCAUGGGCACCAGAGGCUGGAACAGGGUCAUUGUGGAGAAGCCAUUUGGACGGGACCUCCAGAGCUCCCAGAAGCUCUCAGCUCACCUGUCUUCACUGUUCACGGAGGACCAGAUCUACCGCAUAGAUCACUACUUGGGCAAGGAGAUGGUGCAAAACCUCAUGGUGCUCAGAUUUGGAAACCGUAUUUUUGGUCCUAUAUGGAACAGAAACAACGUGGGCUGUGUGGUCCUCACCUUCAAAGAACCCUUUGGUACCCAGGGUCGUGGAGGAUAUUUUGAUGACUUUGGUAUCAUUCGAGAUGUCAUGCAGAACCAUCUUCUCCAGAUGCUGUCUUUGGUUGCCAUGGAGAAACCUGCUGCCACCAGUUCAGAUGACUUGAGGGAUGAAAAGGUGAAAGUGUUGAAGUGUAUAGCUCCAGUUGCUGUAUCAGAUGUGGUCCUUGGUCAGUAUGUAGGGGAUCCCGAUGGGGAGGGCCAGUCCAAGUUAGGUUACCUGGAUGACCCCGCCGUGCCCAAAGGCUCCUGCACACCAACAUUCGCUACUGCAGUGCUCUACGUCCAGAACGAAAGAUGGGACGGUGUUCCCUUCAUCCUGCGCUGUGGGAAGGCUCUAAAUGAGCGUAAGGCCGAGGUUCGCCUGCAGUUCACCGACGUGCCGGGGGACAUCUUCAGUAAGCGCUGCCAGAGGAACGAGCUGGUUGUCCGGGUGCAGCCAGAUGAGGCCAUCUACCUGAAGAUGAUGACCAAGAAGCCAGGGGUCUACUUCAGCCCUGAGGAGACCGAGCUGGACCUCACCUAUAAAAGCAGAUACAAGGAUGUGAAGCUCCCAGAUGCGUACGAAAGGCUGAUACUGGACGUCUUCUGUGGCAACCAGAUGCACUUCGUCCGCAGUGAUGAGUUGCGGGAGGCCUGGAGGAUCCUCACCCCGCUGCUCCACCACAUAGAGGGAGAGAGGACGCGCCCCAUCCCUUACAUGUAUGGGAGUCGCGGCCCAAACGAGGCAGACGAGCUCGUCAAGAGGGCGGGAUUCCACUACAAGGGAACAUACAAGUGGGUGAAGCCCCACACUACAUAAGGCAUACACACACACACACACACACACACACACACACGCUUGCAUAGCGGCUCUCGAGAGUGUAUGUUUACAAUGAAGUACACGUCAAUCUUUCACUGCUGUAUCAAUAUUUGAUUUUCACUGCAUGGAACAAAAAAACGCCCACUUCUCUGUGCCCACCAAUCUUAAGAUGUCAAUGGAAAUAAUGAUUGUUGAAAUAAAACAGAAUCAUUUCAGUAUCUUGAUCCUAGUUUUUACCUACAUUCAUACCUGCUAAAUAAAUCAUGUUAC
Messenger RNA from Lampris incognitus (smalleye Pacific opah), 1816 nucleotides. Its product is annotated as glucose-6-phosphate 1-dehydrogenase-like. The record is from RefSeq and is a predicted model, not a curated record. The coding region runs from base 2 to 1546 and encodes 514 amino acids. Gene Ontology annotation, biological process: glucose metabolic process; pentose-phosphate shunt, oxidative branch. The transcript is spliced from 12 exons. NCBI's taxonomy places the organism in Eukaryota, Metazoa, Chordata, Actinopteri, Lampriformes, Lampridae. Gene Ontology annotation, molecular function: NADP binding; glucose-6-phosphate dehydrogenase activity. Gene Ontology annotation, cellular component: cytosol.